AUGCCUGCGCUCGGUUUAACGUCGAACGAAAUCGGGGACAGUCCACUGCCAUUGGGUUUCAACAGUCGGCCCCCGGUGCCCGACGACGGACCGUUAUUGGCCGCCGAAGAUGGCCGGACGCCGAUGCAGAGCAUCGAUUUGAUCCGCGAGCGACUGGACCGCAUCAAGCAGCAGGAGGACAUCGAAAUCAAAUCGAAUCUGUUGAUGAAGCUGCUGGCGGAGUUGCCCCAGGGACCGCUGCCAAUUGUGUACGUCGAGGAUGCGGCCGGCUCACAAUCGGAGAGCAACAACGGAAUAACCAAGGAUAACAACGAUGCGGAUGACGACGAUGAUUACAAUGAUGGCGAACGUGAAGGACGGAUCGUGACUCAGCAGUUUACCAGCAACGGCUACAAACGGACUGGACGGUACUACCGGCCUUACCCCUGGAAGCGUCAGAACUCACGCAGUCAGACGUACCUAACCGACGCCCGCUAUCUGUGCGUUCCGAGCCGCGAUGAUGUCUUUAAGCUGCUGAUGGGCCUUCACGACAACCGCGCUGGCAACCCCCAGCAGCCGGUUAGCUUUUGUAACCGAAGGCGUCCGCCAAAGGCCAUCUUGACGAAGAUUCGGUUCUUUGGUUAA
Molecule: messenger RNA, 624 nt
Organism: Anopheles cruzii
Lineage: Eukaryota; Metazoa; Arthropoda; Insecta; Diptera; Culicidae
Exons: 2
Coding region: 1-624 (207 amino acids)
Source: RefSeq, a predicted model, not a curated record